AGAGCUGUGUCCAGCGUGUCAUAGUCAAGCUCAACAUACACGUGGGCAACACGUCGCUCGUCGAUCAGGUCGAGUGGGACAUGUCCGAGAAGAACAACAAUCCGGAGGAGUUUGCCAUCAAGCUCUGUGCCGAGCUGGGAUUGGGUGGAGAGUUUGUGACGGCCAUAGCAUAUAGUAUACGUGGCCAGUUGUCGUGGCACUGUCGCACAUACGCCUUCAGCGAGGCACCCCUGUCCACCAUCGAUGUGCCAUUCCGGAAUCCCAGCGACGCGGAUGCGUGGGCCCCAUUCCUAGAGACGCUAACCGAUGCCGAGAUGGAGAAGAAGAUCCGAGAUCAAGACAGGAAUACGCGGCGUAUGCGACGACUGGCCAACACCACAACCGGUUGGUGAUUAUCCUCGUCCACCAUCCAAAUCGAAAUCCUCGACCAUACCGCUCGCCAUCCACUCCGAUCUGAAUGCUGUCCUUACCAUUUUUGCCGUGAGAUCACGCAGCCAAAGAUACAAAAGCCAAGCCACUGCACCGCGGCCAAAACGAAGUACAACACAGCCACAACGAAAUAUCUAAUUAUUUGUAUUCCAUCCACCCACCGCGCCCGCGGAUGUUUACUGUAUGGGAAGCGCCUUAUAGCGUAGCGCUGCCUUCUGAUUGCGUUUCCGUUCGAUCAACACAGAACGGAAGGAGGGCGGCGUCAGUGUAAACUGGGCAUACACUUUGGUUUGGUUCCUCGCUCUUCUGUUUGGAUUUAAUUAGCCGCUAGAUUGGAAGAUUGCUUGAUGAGAUGAGGCGGGGUGGCUUAUCGAACCCAAAGGGUAAACAAAAAUGUGUGCUGGGAGCAGCUUCCGCUGCCAUAGUCGGAGGGCGAGGCGAGGCCUCUUCGCUGGCCCUGUCGGUGGCAUCAAGCUCAAAGCGCAAGCAACGUUCGCUGAGCGCGGUGUGGUACCAGCCCAAGAUACAGAUUCUCUAGCGGAUUUCUCUAGAUAAAAAGGGUAACUUUAUUGCCUUCGCGAUAACUAAAGCUAUACAGAAAGUGUCGUGUGUGUUUUGUUUUUGUGUUGUGUGUGUGUGUGCAAGUGGAAGUGGAAGUGAAUGAGAUGCGAGU
Messenger RNA from Drosophila obscura, 1102 nucleotides. RefSeq names its product SWI/SNF-related matrix-associated actin-dependent regulator of chromatin subfamily B member 1-A-like. Gene Ontology annotation, biological process: chromatin remodeling; regulation of transcription by RNA polymerase II. NCBI's taxonomy places the organism in Eukaryota, Metazoa, Arthropoda, Insecta, Diptera, Drosophilidae. The record is from RefSeq and is a predicted model, not a curated record. The transcript has a single exon. Gene Ontology annotation, molecular function: transcription coregulator activity. The coding region runs from base 81 to 392 and encodes 103 amino acids. Gene Ontology annotation, cellular component: nuclear chromosome; nucleus.